AGUAUAUUGAUUUCGUUCGUAUAAGGACUUUGAGAUGUUUUUAAAGAAAGAUAUAUAGCAAAGUGUGCACAUCAGUGUAUCGGUACUCUCCACGAACUGAUCGAGGACGUUAUCGAAACAGCAACGAUACCAACGACCUUACAAAGAGAGAAAUAUUUUUGUCAAACUCAAGAUAAGAUAUAUCCAUCUCUUAAGAAGAAAAUACAAAAAUGCCAGAGGUUUUAGGCAAACAAGUAGGCCCUAUUGGCUUUGGUCUUAUGGGAUUGACCUGGCGAGAUACGCCAUGCCCUCAAGAACAAGCCUUUGAGACUAUGCGUACUGCUCUCAAAAAUGGGGACAACUACUGGAAUGGCGGCGAGUUCUAUGGCCCAGUUGAAUACAACAGUUUGGUUCUUCUGGAAAGAUACUUUGAAAAAUAUCCCGAAGAUGCCGACAAAGUAGUUCUCAACAUCAAGGGAGGAUCGGAUAUGAAAACCGGUCUCCCAGACGGCUCACCCCAGAACACUCGUAGGACUCUCGACGACUGCAUUGCCCAGCUUAAGGGUCGCAAGAAGAUCGACAUGUUUGAGUUCGCCCGCCGGGACCAGAAGGUGCCUAUGGAGAUUACUUUUGAUGUCAUGCAGAAGGAGUAUAUCCAGACAGGUAAGCUUGGUGGUAUCGCUCUAUCAGAGGUGCGGGCCGAGACCAUCCAUGAAGCUGUCAAGCACAUCAAAGUGCUUGCUGUGGAAGUCGAACUAUCACUAUUUUCUACAGACCCCUUGGAAAAUGGCGUUGCAGCUGCGUGCGCUCAGUAUGGAAUACCACUGAUCGCAUACUCCCCGAUUGGAAGAGGCAUGUUGACAGGCCAGUUCAAGAAGUUUGAAGAUAUUCCAAAAAAUUCUAAUAUCCGAAGAUUUCCUCGAUUUCAGCCAGGGAACUUCGAGAUCAACGUGCAGCUGGUCGAGCAGGUAGAGAAGUUGGCCGAGAAGAAAGGAUGUACGCCGGCUCAGUUCGCGAUCAACUGGACACUGGCGCUAUCGAGGCGUCCUGGAAUGCCUACUAUAAUUCCAAUCCCCGGUGCUACAACGGCGGCGAGGGUAAAUGAAAACAGCAAGUUAGUUAAUAUUACUGAUGAGGAGAUGGCUGAGAUUGACGCUACUUUGGCCAAGUUUACAACUGCUGGCGAGCGCUAUCCCGACUAUGUUCCAAUGAACACCUAAGGUUAGACAAACGAUCGUUGUGGAAGGUAUGACCUGUUAGACUGCUGAAAAGAAAGAAGAAGAAGAAAAAAUGGCUAUAUAGUAUCAAAAAGUAUAGAGAAAUAAGAAAUUAUUUUCUAAAUCAUGAUAGGCUGAUAUACGGUCAUGAAAAAUAAACACAAUAUCCUCACCAUAAAACGCAUAAUUGGUUUC
Talaromyces proteolyticus is the source of this 1391-nucleotide messenger RNA. Its product is annotated as NADP-dependent oxidoreductase domain-containing protein. The record is from RefSeq and is a predicted model, not a curated record. Lineage: Eukaryota; Fungi; Ascomycota; Eurotiomycetes; Eurotiales; Trichocomaceae. The coding region runs from base 210 to 1199 and encodes 329 amino acids. Gene Ontology annotation, cellular component: cytoplasm. The transcript is spliced from 3 exons.